Eimeria acervulina is the source of this 2493-nucleotide messenger RNA. RefSeq lists its product as hypothetical. Bases 1 to 2493 code for a protein of 830 amino acids. The transcript is spliced from 7 exons. The record is from RefSeq and is a predicted model, not a curated record. NCBI's taxonomy places the organism in Eukaryota, Apicomplexa, Conoidasida, Eucoccidiorida, Eimeriidae.
AUGGCGCGGCGGGGACGAACAUUUCAGGGUGCGAUGAAGCAGGGCCUCACAACUACGUCACCUAGAAGAAAAAAGCAGGGCCUGUCGGGUGCGGAGAAAGACGCCAGGAGAACGGCUGAGGAGCGCAGGAAGGCGCAGCUCGCAGGGACUGACGACGAAUCGUCGUCUCAAAGUGAAGACGAGGAACCGUCAACAGACGAUGGAGGCUCUUCCAGCUCGGAAGCGUCGAAUAACCAGCAAUCAGAAGACUCCUAUCCUGCAGCCCGAUCUACCACUACCGCCCACCACGCCAGGCAGCAACCGCCUUCGGCUCAAAAGGGGCCCUCCACAGGGUAUGGGGAAGCACUUGCAAAAGUCUAUGAUUAUGAACCCUCAGACGAAGAAGAUGAAUCGGAUGAGCCAAGCAGUCAAACAACACCAGCAACUCCUUCAGAUUCAGAUGAGCAGCAAGGCUCCUCUUCUUCCCUUGCCAAGGCAGGGAUAACAACCACUGAGAGCGGCGGAAGGCCUACGGCGGGGCAACUGCCGGCGUCAAACACCACUCAACCUUCGAAUCAAACCGGCCAAACGGGCACUGUAGUUGUGCCGGUCAAUCAGCCUCCUACAUCACAAACUGCUGAAGGUCACAUGCCCCCCCAUCCCACUUCCGUUAGCACCUUUGCCAGAAACGGUGCAGUCGUUCCAGGAAACGCCGCUGAUGGCAUUUCAGACGCGGAUUCUAUCAGCUCAGAGGGGGAUGAACUCAGGCAUUCAUUUCAUAGGGGCUCAUCAACCAGUUCAAGUGGAGAAGGAAAGCAGAAUGGACUCCCAGGGGAGAACAAGGAUUCCUUAUCGGACCUUGUCAAAUUGCUAGACUGCAUUGAGAUGCCUCUUGGCUACCACGAACUUGAUUCCCGAGUCGACGAGUUCUGCAAACGCAUCAGAAAGGAUGGAAUCAGAUACCCAAACCAUCCUACACAAACGGCCUGCAGGAAAGCUGCCAAGCAUGUUACCACUCAGAUCCGGCGUGUUUAUGACAAAUGCAGUAUCAGCAUUUACGAGUGCCUCACAGAUAUGUGGCUCUCACCCGUCAUACCAGGGUAUGAAUCGCUCGUCUCAGAGAAGAGGAGGCGAACUUCUGCUGUGAUUCCUGCUGCUGAAGCACAACAACGCUUUGAUAUUUUGAAACGCCUAAAGUUCUUACUGAUCCUAAUGCAACGGCAAAUUGUAGAACCGGCAAUGAUAGGAUUCCUCAUGAGCCUAUUUGACAUGAGCAAGUGUUCGGAGCGCUUUAGGCAGGAGCCGCGAUAUACCACACCUGAAGGCUCUACAAUUAGCGCAAAAAGGCUUUUCCAGGCGUUGCUGACAGAUGCUGUAGCGGCGGCGUUUACUCUUGAUGUGGAAAAAUGCAAGACACCGGAAGCCAUGCACACAGGCACCAAGGCUAACGUCCUAUGUGCGCAAUUCAUGCAAGAAGCGAAGGUGCGUGAAACUCUCCAACCCAUUAUCCGUCUAGUAGCAGAAAACGACAUCGAUGGUGCUAAACAGAGGGCGGCCACUUUCGCCCAAGAUCUCCAGCGAGCAAAAGAGGACUGGAAGAACGUAGAAACUGCACAAGCAUUUGGGAGAGUGCAUGCUGCACUGUCCGUCACCUUGACUUUUCCUCUAUCAAAUUGGAAAGGGAGGCUUGCGUCUUGGUUGGCCACCCUAAGCCCGCUGAGGAAAUUGCUUGGCAGAGUGUUGGGCGAAGUGACGGCUUAUAUCUUCCAGGAUAAUGAAGACGCAAGGGAUUUCGGCCUGCAAGUCGAGAGUGUAGAAGAGGAUCCAACAGUCACCGGCCCAGCGUUGUUGAAGUACGCCGAAGUGCAUGUAAUGCAGCUAGUAGCAGAAGCUCGAUUCUUCUGUCAAACAGGUUUUACGGGGCUUGGCAAGGCACUCGGAAGUGCACUGAAGACCGUCACGCGGAGCUUCGCGCGUGCACCAGUGAACGAAGGCCAACAAGGAAGCAAUGAACCAACCGUGUCUCCAUCCUCUCCUAUGUUUUCUGAGAUAUCAUCUUCAAUGCAUGUUUGGAACGGCUCCACUCACAAUCCAAUGACACUGGCGAGGCUCACACUGCAGGACUUCCUGCCUUCCUUUUUGUCCACGAAACGAAAGAAGCAUCAUCGUUUCUCAGGCUCAGCUUUGGCGUUGGUAGGCACUACAUCAGGAAUGAAGUUAAAGAAAGCUCUGAAGAACGUCGAAUACAACGGAAAGCGUAUAUUUGCAGACAGCCAAUUCCUUAAACGACGUUGGUGGAACGUCUUAGGGUGGAUCCUGAAAAGGCUACGGACGACGGAAAAGCUGGCUUUGCCUCUAGUCCUCCUAUUGGGGAUUCAUUUCUUCGUUAUCAGCAUUUCCUUUGCUGCUGUUGCAACAGUGGCGACGCAAGCGAUUGGCGCCUAUUGCGUUCUGGUGGUGGUGCUGAUGAUGCUGGACGCCCUGCAACUGGGCGCUGCGCUGAACCUAUCCUAA